Leptopilina boulardi is the source of this 2225-nucleotide messenger RNA. RefSeq lists its product as uncharacterized. The transcript is spliced from 2 exons. The coding region runs from base 15 to 1004 and encodes 329 amino acids. The record is from RefSeq and is a predicted model, not a curated record. Lineage: Eukaryota; Metazoa; Arthropoda; Insecta; Hymenoptera; Figitidae.
CCUUGGUUCGAACGAUGAGUGAUGUAAUUAAUCCAUAUCUGAAAAGUCAUCAGGAGAAAUGUUUAUUGCAAGGAACAUCGAAUCCAAAAUCGGAAUGGGAUACAAAAAAUGACAGUGAAAUAAAAUACUUCACGAUGGAUUUCAAGAAUUACACGAUAACAAAGAUGAAUCACCUUAUUUGCCCAGAGGACGUCAAUGAUGUUCAUGUUAGAAAGUUGUUGCAGUUAGCAACUUUCAAUGAUAGUGAAUUAAUAGACGACUACAUAAUGGAGUACGUUGGUGCGAUUAAGGAUCAAUAUGAUGUUGUUAGUUUGGCAAUUUAUUAUUCUAUAAAAUUCUAUUUUCCGAUUACUCAAAUCGCAACAUUACUGAAUACAUGUUGCUCUGAUACGGGAACUUGUGUAAAUGGUUUUACACUGUUACAAACAAUGAUACUUUGUAAUAGAAGUAAGGAAGAAAUUGAAAUUGCAGUAGAAGCCGGGAUUUUCAAAACCGGAUACUCACAAAUGACGAACAAUAAAAUAAUUACCAUUGAAUGUAAACAAAUUAUUAAAUUGAAAAAUGAUUCUUCGAACAAUUUAAAAAAUUAUUUUGACAUCAUAGAAUAUCUUAUAAGUAUCGAACCAGAUCAGCCCAGUAUUGAAGAUUUUUCUUACCUUGCCUAUGUUUGUUUUACAAAUAAGGAUAUGAUUUUUGAGCAUAGAUUGUGGGAAAGAAUAACAAACUUAAGUGAAAAAUUUGAAAUUUUUCAUGUCCUUAUGCAGAGAUUGGAAAUCUACGGGGAAAAAAGACUUACUGAAGAUAAUAAAUACACCAUUUUGUCGCUCUUAAAACUAAGCUUUGAAAAAGUUGCCAUAAUUUUUCAGAAAAAAGAAUUGGAAGAUUCUGUGAAUUCAAAACUGACACACUUUGAACUGUUUGGAUCUCUAGUACUUACUCAUUUUACAAAGGCUAAACGAUUAGCGUCAAAAAUAAGGAAGGCUGUUGUUAAUUUGUUAAUUUAAACAAAAAUAACAAUUAAAAAUUUUUAAAUUAAAUUUAAAUAUUAUAUAAUUUGGAUACGAUUAAAAAAAUUUUUCUUUCAACUAACUGCAUUUUUUUACAGGAUUUACUAAAGUAUUAAGCGAUCUUCCGAUUUACUUUCCCGAUGAGAUUUCCCGAUGAGAAACUAAAUUAAACGUCGAAGAGAAGAAAAUGAAAUCUAAUAGGUUGUCGAUGAAAGGCAGUGAAAAAUCUAAUCCCAUCGAUAAUAUGCGCUCGAUGAUUGGAAAACAGUAGCGUGGGCCCUCUCAUACAAUCAAUUUUUCAAGUUUUGUGCCACAAUUUUGAAGAUUUAUCCUUUUCGUCAAUUUUUAAAAUAACAAGGUAAAAUUGAGAGUAUUUUUUUUUCGUCUCGCAUGUCGUAACGGAUAACAGCAAUAACAUUCCACGGUACGAAUACCGUUCUCUUUUUAAUUUAUCUCACUUUCAGCAAGACUCUGCUGUCAGUAAAAGUUAGCUGAUCCAUUUUUGGACUCUUUCACUAACGAGAACUAUUUAUAUAAGAGACGGAGAUGCUCACGACUGAUAAAUCGGUCGCAGAAAAAUAGACAACUCAUCGCACUAUUCAUGACACAUUUCACAAACUAUUGAUCGACCGGUAUUAAUCUUCAGAAUAUACCUUAAUCCUUCAACUGCAGCUGGACUCUCGCAGUAAUAUUGAAUGCAUUUUUUUUAAUCAUUAUUCGUUGUCUUGGCUUUUUCUGAUUCAGACUUUAAUGAACUUCUCUUUUUUUCUUCUGAGUUUACGUUCAAUAUUAAAAAAAAGAAAACUUUACUUCAUAUUUGCCCUUGUCGAUUUAGACAUCGAAAAAAUAAUUGUUUUUUGCUUCCUCGUGGAGGAAGCUAUGUAGUCCUUUCGUUUAUAAACUUUUUAAAAAUGGUGAAAACAAAUUUUCCUCUAUAUAGAAACAUGUUAUAUGAGAUCCUGAUCAAUUGUCCGGAUGUAUGUAUGUGUGUGUAUGUGUGUGUGUGUGUGUAUGUGUGUGUGCAUCGUUUUUGUGAACACGAUAUCCUUAACAGGUUUUAAUGGAUUUGGAUAAAAUUUGGUAGGCUUAUUUAACACAUUAAUCUCUCAAAAAUGACGAAAGGAUUUUUAAAAAUACCCAAAAAAAAAAAAUUUUAUCGUCUUUUUUCCAAAAAUUUUUUUUUAAUUGAAAAAUUUUUUAAAUCGAAAAAUUUAAGGU